ACUCGCUACCGACCUUUUCGUUUCGUGCGAGGCCGACUUCCUCUCGUUCUCAGCUGCGUCAUUUCCAUCUCAUCCUGAUCGAUUUGUGUUAUUCGAUCGCGAUUUCACGAUCACGUCUUUUCUUUCCCUUCCAGGUUCCUCCUGGAAAUCUCUGAUUGUGCUUGGGGAAGUUCGGAUUUCUAAGAUCUGAUUCAACAGGAAAGAGAUGGUUUUAUACUUCAAGGCCCGGCCGGAGGUUGGGGAUUACACGAUCUACAUGGGGCUGGACAAACACGAGAACGAGGAGCUGAUCAAAUACGGAUUUCCGGAGGACAUAUGGUUUCAUGUCGAUAAGAUGUCCUCAGCUCAUGUUUACUUAAGGUUGAACAAAAGUCAAACAAUUGAUGAUAUUAGUGAAGGUUUACUGGAAGACUGUGCUCAGCUUGUCAAGGCCAAUUCCAUUCAAGGAAAUAAGGCUAAUAAUGUAGAUGUCGUCUAUACUCCAUGGUAUAAUUUGAAGAAGACUCCUUCAAUGGAUGUUGGGCAGGUUGGGUUUCACAAUUCUAAAAUGGUCCGAACUGUGAGAGUUGAGAAACGUGUAAAUGAGAUUGUCAACAGGCUGAAUAAGACAAAAGUGGAGAGGAAUCCAGAUCUAAAAGCUGAGCGUGAAGCUGUCAAUGCAGCAGAAAGAGCUGAAAAGAAGCAGCUAUUAAGAGAAAAGAAGCGCCGAGAAGAAAUGGAAAGGCUUGAAAAGGAGAGGCAGACAGAACUGAGGAGCUACAAAGGACUCAUGGUUUCUGAGAAGAUGACUUCCAACAAGCAAAUUGCAUCCACCAAUAAAUCCCUGCAAGAGCUUGAAGAAGACUUCAUGUAGCUUCACCAAACUUAAGCAUCAAAUUUACAGCAGGGAUGGGAUUUCAGUCGAUCGCGCAUGAGCUUCAACUGAUUACUCAAAAAAAAAAAAAAAAAAAAAAAAAAAAAUCCAAUUUGUGAGUUUCUGUUGAUAUGCCCUGAAGUUUGAAUUGUGUUGUGAAACAAUCAAUGGAAUGAAAGAAAUGGAGCUAUCAACCCAUAAGAUUAUAUUGUUACUUGGCAUUGGCUAGUUGUGCUUGUUAUUGUAAAACUUACAUUAUUCUUGGAGAAUUAUUGUGUUUAAGACUUGAGAGUUGUAUAACUCAAUAUGUGAUGUUUUGCUUUAAGAAAAUAAAUGUUAAUCAGAUAGUUGGCAA
Molecule: messenger RNA, 1208 nt
Organism: Phalaenopsis equestris
Lineage: Eukaryota; Viridiplantae; Streptophyta; Magnoliopsida; Asparagales; Orchidaceae
Product: coiled-coil domain-containing protein 25
Exons: 6
Coding region: 206-853 (215 amino acids)
Source: RefSeq, a predicted model, not a curated record